Molecule: messenger RNA, 1612 nt
Organism: Oryzias melastigma (Indian medaka)
Lineage: Eukaryota; Metazoa; Chordata; Actinopteri; Beloniformes; Adrianichthyidae
Product: phenazine biosynthesis-like domain-containing protein
Exons: 10
Coding region: 96-959 (287 amino acids)
Biological process (GO): biosynthetic process
Cellular component (GO): cytoplasm
Molecular function (GO): isomerase activity
Source: RefSeq, a predicted model, not a curated record
CAAAACUAAACGGGCUCGAGGCAAAGUCCAUCUGCUCUUUCCCUGGACCCUGCUUUCAAGUGCAGAUCACCUCUGCUGCUUCUAAACCAGAAAUCAUGGAGAUCCCAGUGUUUGUGCUGGACGCCUUCACAAAUGUACCAUUCAAAGGAAAUCCCGCGGCGGUCUGUCCAUUAAUGCAUGAGCUGGAUGAAAGGUUGUAUCAGAAGAUAGCAGCGGAGAUGAACCUCUCAGAAACGGCUUUCAUCACACGGACCAACCCCUCUGAUACUUUUGCUACUGGAUCAAAGUUCCAUCUCAGAUGGUUCACUCCAACAACUGAAGUAAAUCUUUGUGGUCACGCAACUCUGGCCUCUGCAGCAGCACUGUUCCUGUUUGAGAAGAACAUCAAUUCAACUGUGAUGUUUGAGACCAAGAGUGGACUUCUGGCCGUCACCCAGCAGAAGGAUGGAUACCUCAUGGACUUUCCUCUCAAUCCACCUACCAAACAGGACCCUAAUGAGUUCAGAGAUCUUGUCCAGGCAGCCGUUGGAAACAAUCCAGUUCAGGACGUUGUGUUGAGCUCUGUAACUAAAAAGCUGAUGAUUCGGCUGUCUGACAGCUGUGACAGGUCAGUGCUAACCAGCCUCAAAGUGGACCCUGUUGCUCUUUUGAAUGCUGAGAACAGCGGAAGAGUCAAGUCUCUACUCAUCACUAUGAAAGGAUCACCAGAGUGUCAACCUGGCUAUGACUUUUACUCCAGAGUUUUUGCUCCAUGGUGUGGCAUCCCAGAAGAUCCUGUAACAGGGUCAGCUCACACUGUUCUGGCUGCUUACUGGUCCAAAGUACUGGGAAAAAAGAUCAUGACUGCUUAUCAGUGCUCCAGCCGAGGCGGGGAGCUGCAGCUUGAAGUGAGAGAUGAUGGCAGAGUCAACAUUGCUGGAGAAGUUACCAGCAUACUACAGGGAACUAUCAGACUGUAGACAAUAAGAACAAAAAACAUGCUGAGACCAUCAAUGAGAUGAUUAAAACUUAAAAAAAACAAAAAAAAAACAAACAAACUCCGACAUUAAUUGAUCCAUCGACAAAAAAAACAAAAAAAAAUCCUAUCAAAUGUGGAAUUAUCUAUGAUAAUAAUAAUAUGGAAAUAAUAUAUUUUCAUGUCAAAAAACAAACAAAAAUGAGUAAAUAAAAAGUACUUACACAAGUAAACCAAAUAAGGACACAUACUAUGAAAAUUAAUCUAAAAAUUGCAUAUUUCACUAUUUCCCUAUUAAAAUUAUAAUGAAGCAGUAGUAGACAAAAAAAAAUGUUUGAAAUAAAUAGUGUUUGUGAUGUAGAAAAUAUGCUGGGUCGCCCACAAGCUCCUUGCUCCAACUCUCAGCACAGGGAAGGGGAAGAGGGGCGGGGUUGGUCUGUGCCAACUUCUUUACACCCAAUUUAGAAGCACAUUUUGAACUACUGUCACUCUGCAAAAUCUACAUCUUAAAAAAACAACAUAGAUUUCUUGAUUUUGCCUAAAAAUAACACAAUGAAAAUAAAUGCUUUAAAAAAAGUGGGGAGCAGAUUGGGGCUUUUAACUCAUGGUCUGCAGGUAAUGAACUACUCGAGAUUAAAAAGUUAAGGAAAAAAAAAA